CUGCCACCACCACCACCACCAUCACAACUACUCCGUUCAUUCCUUCCACCACAUACAGCCGCCGACUGUCGAGCACAUCCCAUUUCUUCCAGCUUUCCGACUUUCCGAGGCAUGACGGGAUAACACAAAAGGCUAACCCUUGUUAUGUCGGUAUGGAAGAGCAGCAUAGCGCCGACAGUACCACAGACGUCGACACAUCCACCCACAGCCCGGCAGCGUCCACAACCUUGUCAUCUUCCGAGCUGACUUUGAGGUUCCCCCGACCACAAGGAAACCGACAACUGGCCAGCUGGAUUUCCUCCAGCGAACCCGACAUAAUGACUCCCUCAGAAGCACCCGAGGAAGCCACGGCCCUGUCCGAAAGCACAUACGAAUUCAUCAAUACGGAUGACGAGAGCCAGGAUGGUCGUGGCACCGAGGCCGAGUCUCUGAGCUCUUUUGAUUACGCCCGGCCCGAUGAUGUUCACAGCCUUGCUGGCACCGAGCAAACAGAAGACAUGGCAAACCAGUCCGAUACGGAUUCGCAAGACUCAGAGGAUGCUGCGCAGGACAGGUCUCGCGCGUCGUCUAUUCAAUACGCAGAGCAGAGCCUCCUCAGCCCAUCUUCCCGCGUCGCCACGCCGCCCUUGGGGGUCGACAGCUCUAUGGACAUCAGCCAGCAUACCCCACUGGUCCAGUCCAUCGAAUUUGACGAGACGCAAGACCCAGUCUACUUCAAGCAGGUGUCAGUCAAACAUACCAUUCACAGCUUUACCGAGGAGCAGUCGACCUCCAUCGCCAAGACUCUCAACUUCACAGACCAGAAUAAGCGUCUCAUCGCAGCAGUUCGUCAGACCAUGGCGUCACACUGUCUGGCGACGAAGGAACCUCUCCGAAUCAUGUACACGGGCAGCCAUGCAGCCAGACAUGAUAUCAUAUACAAGAUUUCCUCGGCUUUCACAGCGUCGGCGGAUGGAUGCGGCAUCAGUGAAGACGCUGGUAUAUACAACGUCGUGCCUAUUUCAUCUCUUGGCUCUCCCAAGGUCCCCGAAGUCGAGUUGAUGAAGACUUCCCAAUACCAAAUCAAGGUCGAGAAUUGCACGGCUGCAAAGGAGGUUGUCUACCAAGGCGAACGCUUCCUGGGCGAGACGGUAUAUCACAUCACCUUGGACGGCGAUCGAACUUUCCAGUCCGCUUUUGCUCCCAGCGGUUCUAUCAUCGAGCCCUCUUGGACCUUGCCCCAUGUCGCCAUCUUCUACGUCACAGAGAAUGACGAUGAGGCUGCACAGGAAACGCGCAGUGCUGCUUGGCACUUCAUGCAGCGACAUGUUGUGCCUUGCAUCUUUAUCUCCAACAACGAAGUCUUCCACCAACCUACUGCAAUGUGGGAUGAAAUGAUCAACCAGGAUGCCAUCCACAUCUGCGUGGAGUCGUCUGAUCGGGCCAUGCCUUCUGUUAGGCUCCCAAUCGACCUGACCUCAUUUCUCAAUAUCGAUGCGCGCCAGAUGAACCGUAAUUUGGCGUACCUCACCGGCCUGUAUGAUCAUACGGAUGGGAAGAAGAGCAAGUGCGGCUCUAUUCGCAUGAGCAAGACUUUGGGUCAUGCCUGGCAUCGCACUGUCGAGGCCUUCGAAGAUAUCGACCCGUGGGUCGUGGGCCAAACCGCAUUUCUCGUGUUGAGCGUCGUCGCCACUGCACUGCUUUCCAAUUACUUCUUAGCAGGGGUUUCAAACACCCCAGCACUUUCCACAGUCUCUUCUACCACAGCCAGUUCACUGUCACCCUUGACUUCGACAGUUCUGUCGACUUCGACUUCGACAAUCAACCUAUCAGCCACAACGAUUCGGGUGGCACAAAAGGCGUCGGCGACUAGCAACACGGCCGUUGCACCGUUCGCAGAGCUUGCCGACUUCAUUGCAGAUAAAUUUCCCGACAAAGCCUACGUCUGCGCGGCAGAGAAGGUCAGCCGCAAUGAGAUUCUGAUCAAGAUACCCUCCGGCACGAAAACCUCGUGGCUUGCCAAGGAUUCGAUCACCAUAGAUGUCCUCAAGGGCGAGAGGUCGAUUAAGACUAGAUUCUCUUCGACCGAUGAGGGAAUCUUGAUUCAAAUUCCAAAGUCAGAAGCCCAUGGUAUUCUCACCAUUGCUGUCAACACGACCCGGAAGCCCAAGGUUAAUGAGACCUUUGAGGUCGAUUUCGGAAAGACCAUCCUCGAACGUUAUCUUGGAUAUGGCAAGGCUGUUGCUUCCCAUGUCCUUGAUACAGCAAACAGUGUCGCACAUCAGGCAGAGGAACGAGCCUUCAAUCUCUCAAGCUUCAACUUCUUGAGCUUGGACUCCGUCGUAGCCCACGCUAGAGGAUUGUCUACCCGCAUCACCGCGAAGGCUGCGAACACUGCGAAUGCCAUCGUCAAGGGAUCUACAGAACUGUCUGAGAACGUCCAAAGCCUGACAACGUCGCAUCGGUUGCAAGAGUUUAAGGACCGAGCGAACAUUAUCUUCACGAAGGCACAACUUCAAUCUCGCCUACUAGCGUUGAAGGUCCUGCAAAAGACGGAAGAACACAAGAUCUACCUGGACAAGGCCAAGAAGCACAUGGAACAGCUGAGGUCAACGGCGUCCGAGUUUACCAAGCAACGUCUGGAUAAGGAGAAGAAGGAGAUGCGUGCUCGUCGGAAGAGAGAGCGCCUGGCGGCUAGAUGCCAAACGGGCACCGGCUUUUCUAGAUGGACGCAGCAGUGCAGACAGCAAGGUUGAAUCUGAUUUUACAUGCAAGUAUGGAGAUACCUUGGAGGCCGGUUAGGGACAAGGACAGGACGGAACUGGAGUUAUUGGUAUGGAUUUUGUAAUGGCUGUCUCAUCUUUUUGCUUCAUUCGCCCUUCAAUGUUUAGUUAUUCACAUCGCUCUCCCCACUCAUCCCCCAUACUAUUCACAGAUGCGAAGUGAGGCAGGCUAGGGGAAGCACCGCCGAGUUUCCGAGUUUUUAGUCGCUUUGAGGCGGCUACAGUCUUCUUUAUGAAUGAACGGACAGAAAUGAUAGAUUACGAGCAGGCUUCUGCAAUGAUUCUCCAAGUAGUGUCGCAAAACUGCCUACCUUACUUCUACU
Colletotrichum phormii is the source of this 3085-nucleotide messenger RNA. RefSeq lists its product as uncharacterized. Bases 153 to 2735 code for a protein of 860 amino acids. NCBI's taxonomy places the organism in Eukaryota, Fungi, Ascomycota, Sordariomycetes, Glomerellales, Glomerellaceae. The record is from RefSeq and is a predicted model, not a curated record. The transcript has a single exon.